AUGUCAGAAACUUGUACUGCUCGUGCCCACUCGGCAUCAGUAUAUUUUGUUCCUUAUGAAAAAUGGUCACUUCAUAGUUAUAUAACUUUAUUAGUUGAUAACUAUGAAAACGUUGAUAAAAUGGAUGCCCAUUUUUCCUUCUAUAAAACGUUAAGUUCAAUUAAUGACAAUGAAAAUAUGUUUCAAGAAACCAAAGUUCUUAAAGCUAUUAAUAGCUUCUGGACAUCGUCAUCGUCCCAUAAAGGAAAAAAGAGAAAGUGCUUACUAAAGAUAGUAAUAGGUGAUCAGCGAUCAGUAAAAAUCUUUAACUGA
Messenger RNA from Funneliformis caledonium, 312 nucleotides. The record is from the annotation of a GenBank genome assembly. NCBI's taxonomy places the organism in Eukaryota, Fungi, Glomeromycota, Glomeromycetes, Glomerales, Glomeraceae.